Candoia aspera is the source of this 3011-nucleotide messenger RNA. RefSeq names its product zinc finger protein OZF-like. Gene Ontology annotation, cellular component: nucleus. Gene Ontology annotation, biological process: regulation of transcription by RNA polymerase II. The record is from RefSeq and is a predicted model, not a curated record. Gene Ontology annotation, molecular function: DNA-binding transcription factor activity, RNA polymerase II-specific; sequence-specific DNA binding. Bases 205 to 1797 code for a protein of 530 amino acids. The transcript has 2 exons. NCBI's taxonomy places the organism in Eukaryota, Metazoa, Chordata, Lepidosauria, Squamata, Candoiidae.
CCCCAACAACGCACCAAACGGAUUUGUGUGGCAAGUGUUUUACACAACCUUCAUAACAAUAUUUCUGUUUUGCCUGUUGUUGAUUAGGUAGCCAUAUUUUGAAUGGGAUCGUAGAGGAGAUCACGAUGUCCCGAAGAAGAUGUGAACAGGCUAGGUGAAAAACCCACGACCUGUUUCCAAAGAAUUCUCCAUGAGGAUGUUCAGAUGUCCAGGAUGAGUCAAAAGGAAGAGCUGCAGAAGAUGCAGGCCAGCACAGUUCUUUUUGACCCAGAUAGAGUUAAGAAGGAAGAUGAAGCCAUGACUUUUGGCCAGACAGAAGAUAAUGGAGGCAAGAGUUAUGUGUCUGAGGUGAAAGAUGAGGACCACCAAUGGAAACCUGAGGAAGGAACAGCUGAAGGGAAUGUAUGCAACAAUGUUGGGCAGAGAGAAUCUGUGAAAGGCUCCCAAGAACUGUGCAGGCAUCAGGAUAACUCUCUGGAAAAGACUGCAGCUGAAUCCAUUUCUUCCCGGGGAAGUGAAAUCACAGGCCAGGAGGGACUCUGUGGACAGGAACAGAAGAGUUCGGUAUGCAGCAAAGUUCAGGCUGAGGAGGCAAUAUACCAAUGCUUAUACUGUAAGAAAUCCUUCAAUGCCCACUUUAAAUUAAUUAGGCAUCACAGAAUCCACACUGGAGAGAAACCAUACAAGUGUUUGGAUUGCGGCAAGAGCUUUGACCAAAAAGGCAACCUCAUUGCGCACGCAAGGAUCCACACAGGGGAAAAACCGUUUGUGUGCCCCGACUGUGGGAAAAACUUUAGCCACAAAGGGAGCCUUAUUUUGCAUGUGAGGACCCACACGGGAGAGAAGCCGUACAAAUGCCUAGACUGCGGGAAAAGGUUCAGCAGGUCUGGGUCUCUGAAAGAACACGAGAAAACCCACACCGGCGAGAGACCGUACGCUUGCUUGGACUGCGGGCGAAGUUUCAGGAAGAACUCUGAGCUUGCCACGCAUUACAGGUUUCACACGGGAGAGAAGCCGUAUAAAUGUUCAGGCUGCGAGAAAUCCUUCAGUACCAGCUCUAACCUUAUUGCUCAUCAGAGGACUCACACUGGGGAGAAGCCGUACAAGUGCUCCGACUGCGGGAAAAGGUUCAGCCAGGCUGGAAACCUGAAAGAACAUGAGAGGACUCACACCGGAGAGAAGCCGUACAAGUGCCCGGACUGUGGGAAAAGCUUCAGGCAAAUUUCUUACUUUAUGAAGCACCACCAGACUCAUCUGCCAGAGGGGAAAAUGCCGAUGGAGGAGAAACCGUACAAAUGCUCUGAUUGUGGGAAAGGCUUUGGAGAGAAAGCAAGCCUUGGUAGACAUGAAAGGAUUCACACAGGAGAGAAGCCAUUUAAAUGCUCAGAUUGUGGGAAAAGCUUCUGCCUCAAAUCGAACCUUGUUGUCCACGUGAGAAUCCACACAGGGGAGAAGCCGUACAGAUGCUCUGAGUGCGGAAAGAGCUUCAACCAGACUUCAAGUCUUCACAAUCACGAGAGAACCCAUAAGGGUGAGGAACCUUAUAAAUGUUUAGAAUGUGGGAAAAGCUUCAACAGGCCAUCGCAGCUGAAAACGCACGAGAGGAUCCACACCGGAGAGAAACCGUUUAAGUGUUCAGAAUGCGGGAAAGGCUUUGUUUACAGCCAUCACCUCGUUAGACACCAGAGGAAUCACACCGAAGAGAAACCUUACAUAUGCUCAAAGUGUGGAAAGGGGUUUAGUCACAAAUCCACCCUUAUUAGACAUCAGGGGAUCCACAGAGAAGGGAAAAAAUAGAUAGGGCUUUGGCUUUGCAUCCAGUGCGUGUGUGAAAACCCAUGCAGAAGUCAGAACUACGACCGUAAUAGGUCUGAAUUGGAAGACAGUCUUUCACACGGGCCAGAGGACCGGACUAGGCAGAUGUUUUGUCAGAUCCAGGAGGACCCUCCACAUGUUCUUCAUCGCAGUGGUUAGAUACGGACAACCAGGAGAAACCUUGAUCUUUGAAGAAGAUACCAUACCAAGUCCCCUCUUUCCAGCAUUCAGGCUCAACAGUACUCUUGAACAUGCAGCUGUGGUAGCACCACCCAUGUGGAAGAAGGAGGAAGUUGAGCUUGGGAGAAGAUCACUGUUUGAAGAAGGACAGAAAUCUCCUUGGAGGGGGAGGGAUAUCCAGAAGUGGGAAAAUCCCACCCCCGAAAUAGAGAACUAAGCAUGCUUGGUGACUAUUGGAGAAGGCUGGGGAAUUCUGGGAGUUGAAGUCCACACAUCUUCAAGUUGCCCAGGUUGAGAAACGCCGGUAUAGAGAAUUGAGCACAGAGAGAAGAUAAAAAGGAGUAAAGGACAACAUGCAUCAGCACAACUGUUUCGGGUCGCACAUGCGUUAGUUUUUCUUUCAAGCCUUGUUUCUUUAAUUGUCUUCACUGAUACGCUUGUGGGUCUGGGUUUUUUAGCUGUAUUCGGAAAAUCUAUGAAGGAAACCAAACUACCGUUCUAAAUCUGUAUUUGAUCAUUCCAGUGAGGGAUGACAGUUCCCCCCAACCUUGGAGCGCCUCCUGAUGGCCCGACCAUGGCUGAGAAUUGUGGGCGCUGGGAGUCCACACGUCUGGAAGGUGCCAAGAUUGGGGAAGACUGACCUACAGUUCAUUCAGAGGGUCCAGCACGAUGAAUGAAACAGAACAGCUCUUUAAAUCAAAGAAGCUGCAUUAAGUUGAAGAUAUUUAGGGUAGUGUGGCGCCUUCUGACUUAGGGCAGCUUUUUCGGGGGCUGGACAAUGUCUUAAUUAUUGUGGUGUCUUUGAGUAGUCUUUCUCAGUUGGCUUGUUUGUGUGGUAUGCACAAGCUUUUGGAGGUCUGUGUUUACAUGCUUCUGUGUGGUCAUCCUUUGUGCAUGCUUCUUAAUGUGUGGGGGUGAGCAUGCAUAUGCUUCUCCGUAUGUGCAUGUGCCCAAUUCUGUGUGUGUGUUUUAUCCAGAGUGCGUAUUAAACUUAAAUAAAGAUUGCAUUAAAUCAU